AUGGCAUCAGUACCUCACACCACAUCGCUCAAUUUUACCAGUAUUGAAACAUUGACUGGUUUGAAUUUUAAGAAGUGGAAAGAGGACAUUGAAAUCGUGCUGGGUUUGAUGGACCUAGAUUUAGCAUUAAGAGAAGAUAAGCCUGCAGAACUCACUAAUACAAGCACUGCUGAGGAUAGAAUCAAAUUUGAAAAAUGGGAGAGAGCGAAUAGGAUGUCAAUGAUGAUAAUGAAGAAGGCCAUGGCUCAGUCGAUGAAAGGAGGAAUCCCAAAGCAUACCAGUGCCAAGGGUUUUCUUGCUGUUAUUGGGGAAAAGUUCAAAGAAUCGGAGAAGGCUGAGACUGGCACUUUUCUUACUCAACUCACUUCCAUGAAGUUCGAUGGAUUGGGGAGUGUGCGUGAGCACAUUCUCAAAAUGGCAGAUCUUGCUCAAAAACUAAAGGACCUUGAGAUGGCUGUAACUGAUUAG
This is a messenger RNA of Malus domestica (apple), 468 nucleotides long. RefSeq lists its product as uncharacterized. The record is from RefSeq and is a predicted model, not a curated record. NCBI's taxonomy places the organism in Eukaryota, Viridiplantae, Streptophyta, Magnoliopsida, Rosales, Rosaceae.